Cylindrotheca closterium is the source of this 1122-nucleotide messenger RNA. NCBI's taxonomy places the organism in Eukaryota, Bacillariophyta, Bacillariophyceae, Bacillariales, Bacillariaceae. The record is from the annotation of a GenBank genome assembly.
AUGGCUGAUCAACAAGAUGAAGCAUUCACCAACAUUGCGCAAACCUUGCAGCUGCUACAACAGAUGAUAGCUGCACAAGCUGCUGCUCCUAUUGCUGUCCCUGCUGCGGCUGCUCCACCGGCUGUCGCGGUUCCACCAACUUUUUCAGCUGAACAUACUGCCAGAGUUGAUCCUCGUGCCAUUCAGAACUCAAGAUGCCUCUACAACUGCUUAGCUUCAAGGAUAACUGGCGAUCUCAGAAUUGAAAUCUUCGGACAACCUGGAAACCUUCCUACUCACGGAGACGGCCCGUCUCUGUUCAAGCGCAUGAUCGACACCACUGCUGCUGCAUCUCUUCAAGUAUCUAGCAACGCAAUCCAAGAUCUUCUUAACCUUGAUCCUGGAGAUUACAAGUUUGAUAUGACUGCUGUCAAUUCGCAGAUCAUUGGCCUCUUCACAUUGGCCACUACUGCCGCUCGAUUGAUGCCAGACUCUGAACGCUGCUUCUACAUCUUUAAUACCUAUCGAAAGAUCAAGCAACCCCAAGAUUUUGUUAACUGGACAAACAGCAAGGCUGAUGCACGACUACAAGCCAACAAAUCGGCCAAUCAUCUCUGGAGAACCACUACAACCCGUCAAGAUAUCAAUGGUGAUUUUGUUGCCAUGAUUGCUCCUAUCAUUGCUGCACAGAAGGGAAAAGGUGUUGACAAGAAAGGCGGAAAAGGAAAGACCAUUCCUAAGACCCCUGCUACGGAAGACAAAUUGCCUCCCUUUGUCCGACACUUCAAGAAGCCCGAAUCCGAGGGAGGUACACCAUAUGUUAUUGGCAAUACCAAAACGUAUAACGCUACAACUUGGCAUUUCUGCGGUUGUCCCAAACACCGUAGCAACCUCAAAUGGCACACCCAUCCUACUGCCGACUGCAAAAUCCGCAAAGUCUGGUUGGAAGAAAAAGCUGCAGCUGCUGCUGUAGCCAAUGUAGGCGAUGUUCAAUCUGAAAUUCCAAUCAAGGAAGGUUCUGCUGCCAGCAACGCCACUUCAGGUGUAACUGCGCUUCUUGCUAAUGCACUCUUGAUGAUCGGCGAUGACGACGCACUUCAUGAUGUCAUUUCUGAGGCGCUCUCCGCCUUGCAUCAGACUUGA